Molecule: messenger RNA, 806 nt
Organism: Sinocyclocheilus grahami
Lineage: Eukaryota; Metazoa; Chordata; Actinopteri; Cypriniformes; Cyprinidae
Exons: 3
Coding region: 60-773 (237 amino acids)
Biological process (GO): regulation of transcription by RNA polymerase II
Cellular component (GO): nucleus; transcription regulator complex
Molecular function (GO): DNA binding
Source: RefSeq, a predicted model, not a curated record
UCCUCCACACUUGGUGGCGCUGAAGCGGGAAAUCCCGCAAUAGAAUCGUUAGAAGAAGAAUGGUAGUCAAGAUGGACGCGGAGCUGUUGCUGUUUUUGGUGUCUGAGAACAAGGAAUUAUUUGAUAAAAACCACAGUGAGUACAAAAACACGAAGCGGAAAGAAGUUCUCUGGCAAGGAAUAGCAGACAAAAUGGGAGUCGAUGUGGAAGAGGUGAAAGCUAAAUGGAAAAAUCUAAGAGACACAUACACCAGGAAAAAGCGGCUGGAGCAGGAUGGUAGUCGGGGUGGAAGGGCAGCUAAGAAAAAGAAGCAAUGGAAAUAUAUGCGAGUGAUGGACUUUCUCGAUCCCUCCACAGAGCACAGAAGUGUUCUAUUGGACAGCCUUCCCAGCAAAAUCGAGGAUGAUGAGCCAGAUGAAGACAGCGGGGCCGAACCAGCCAGCACCAGUACAGGAACAUCAGUGACAAGUCCAGGAGCUGACAUUGUAAAGAGAAGGCGAUCAGAGACACUAGAGCUGUUGGAAAGGUAUCUGGCAUCCAAAGAUGCAAAAGACAGAGAGAAAGAUGAACAGCAAGAUGAAGUCGAUUUAUUUCUUCGGAGCUUAGCACCUGCUUUAAGACGCCUUCCUGCUUCAAAGCAGUCCUUGGUGAAGCUUCAGAUCCAAAAAAUACUUCAUGACGCAGAGUUCGGACAGCCCAGCUUUCCUCAGAUAUCCUCAGUGUCGCCAAGUAAUCAGUUGUUACUACAGUGUAGUGUCGUAAAGCCCAGUUGAAAUGCUUUUUUAUUGAAAAUAAAUGUAACUUUA